Messenger RNA from Arabidopsis arenosa, 2988 nucleotides. The record is from the annotation of a GenBank genome assembly. NCBI's taxonomy places the organism in Eukaryota, Viridiplantae, Streptophyta, Magnoliopsida, Brassicales, Brassicaceae.
UCAAAACAAGCUAAGCUAGCUCGAUCCUUCUCACUAAAGCGAUCGUAUCUCUUAAGAUCUUUAGCGAGCGAGAGAGAGAGAGAGAGGGAGAAAAAAUCUGAGAAGAGAGAGAGGAUGGAGAUCACCAAAAGCAAUAACGGUGGUUCGAACCCAUCUGCAGGAGAAGAGUUUAAGGAUAUGAUUAAGGGAGUGACUAAGUUCUUGAUGAUGUUGAUUUUCCUUGGAACUAUCAUGCUUUGGAUCAUGAUGCCAACACUAACCUACCGAACCAAGUGGUUGCCACAUAUGCGUAUCAAGUUUGGAACAUCAACUUACUUUGGUGCCACAGGGACGACGCUUUUCAUGUAUAUGUUCCCAAUGAUGGUCGUAGCUUGUUUGGGAUGUGUCUAUCUUCACUUCAAGAAUCGAAAGUCGUCAGACCAUAUCGAUAGGGAGACGAAUGGAGGAGUGUGGAGUAAACUAAGAAAGCCAAUGUUAGUGAAGGGACCAUUAGGAAUAGUCUCAGUGACUGAGAUCACCUUCUUGGCGAUGUUUGUGGCUCUUCUUCUUUGGUGCUUUAUCACUUAUUUGCGCAAUAGCUUCGCCACUAUCACUCCUAAAUCAGCUGCCGCACAUGACGAAUCUUUGUGGCAAGCGAAGCUGGAAUCAGCGGCGCUAAGGUUAGGACUUAUCGGAAACAUAUGUUUAGCGUUCUUGUUCUUACCGGUGGCUCGUGGAUCAUCGUUGCUACCGGCAAUGGGAUUAACCUCGGAGUCAAGCAUCAAAUACCAUAUUUGGCUCGGACACAUGGUCAUGGCCCUUUUCACGGUUCAUGGUCUCUGUUACAUCAUUUACUGGGCCUCUAUGCAUGAAAUCUCCCAGAUGAUCAUGUGGGAUACGAAAGGUGUCUCGAAUUUGGCCGGAGAAAUAGCUCUGGUGGCCGGACUUAUGAUGUGGGCCACCACAUAUCCGAAGAUAAGGAGAAGAUUCUUCGAAGUCUUCUUCUACACUCACUAUCUCUACAUCAUCUUCAUGCUCUUCUUCGUCCUCCACGUCGGCAUAACCUUCUCCUUCAUCGCCCUCCCUGGAUUCUACAUCUUCUUAGUCGAUCGUUUCCUUAGGUUUCUUCAGUCACGUGAAAAUGUUCGCUUGCUCUCUGCUCGGAUUCUUCCUUCCGACACUAUGGAGCUCACUUUCUCCAAAAACUCUAAGUUGGUUUAUAGCCCGACGAGCAUAAUGUUUGUGAACAUACCGAGCAUUUCAAAGCUGCAAUGGCAUCCAUUUACGAUAACGUCUAGUAUCAAACUCGAACCAGAGAAGCUAAGUGUUGUCAUCAAGAAAGAAGGCAAAUGGUCAACUAAGCUUCACCACAGGCUUUCUUCUUCUGAUCAGAUCGACCGACUUGCUGUUUCUGUAGAAGGUCCUUACGGCCCUGCUUCCACCGAUUUCUUAAGGCAUGAAGCUUUGGUUAUGGUGUGCGGAGGAAGUGGGAUAACUCCGUUUAUCUCUGUUAUUCGUGAUUUGAUCGCCACAAGCCAAAAGGAAACAUGCAAAAUCCCAAAAAUAACUCUGAUUUGUGCGUUUAAGAAGUCUUCAGAGAUCUCCAUGCUCGAUCUUGUCUUGCCAUUAUCCGGUCUAGAGACUAAACUAUCCUCCAACAUAAACAUCAAAAUCGAAGCCUUCAUAACCCGAGAGAAAGAAGCAGGAGUCGAAGCAACAGCUGGGAAAAUCAAAACUCUCUGGUUCAAACCAAGUCUUUCAGACCAAUCCAUCUCAUCAAUCCUCGGACCAAACUCAUGGCUUUGGCUCGGUGCAAUUCUCGCAUCUUCGUUCUUGAUCUUCAUGAUAAUUAUUGGUAUCAUCAGUAGGUAUUACAUUUACCCGAUCGACCACAACACUAACAAGAUCUAUUCAUUGACUUCAAAGACCAUCAUAUAUAUCUUAGUCAUCUCCGUGAGCAUAAUGGCGACUUCUAGUGCGGCUAUGCUGUGGAACAAGAAGAAGUACGGUAACGUUGAAAGUAAACAGGUCCAGAACGUCGACCGUCCAUCUCCAACAUCUUCUCCUAACUCAUGGGGUUACAAUUCCUUGAGAGAAAUCGAAAGUACGCCACAAGAAUCGCUCGUACAACGCACCAACCUGCAUUUCGGAGAAAGACCUAAUCUCAAGAAACUUCUACUUGAUGUGGAAGGUUCGAGUGUGGGAGUUCUUGUCUGUGGUCCGAAGAAGAUGAGACAAAAGGUUGCAGAGAUAUGUUCCUCUGGUUUGGCUGAGAAUCUUCAUUUUGAAUCUAUCAGUUUCAGCUGUUUCAUCUCUUGUACCAUGGGAUUAGGAGAAAUGAAUAAGGAAGUGAUUGAGAAGGAAAUCUGGUUAACCCCCAUGCGUGCCAAGCUCGGCAAAACGAUUUACUAUGGGAAACCAGGAGUGAACCUUUUGGUUUACAUGUUCCCGAUGAUUCUACUGGCUUUUCUGGGAUGUAUCUACCUUCACUUGAAGAAACAAACAACUGUUACUCAAUUUAACAGCGGAGUGGAGAAGAAGAGAGCCAAGUUUGGUGCAUUGAGAAGACCAAUGUUAGUGAAGGGACCGUUAGGAAUUGUGACAGUGACUGAGGUUAUGUUCUUGACAAUGUUCAUGGCUCUUCUUCUUUGGAGCUUAACCAAUUACAUUUACAGGACGUUUGUCACCAUCACUUCUGAAUCAGCAUCAACUGACGGAAAUAGCCUGGAGAUCGGAAAGGGAAAGAUACCGUAUCCGGGUUCUCUGAAAGCUAAGGACAUGACGGCUCUUGAUAUUCCGGUGGUGGUGCCGUAUAAUAUAUACUGUUUAACCUGGCUCGAGACGUUGGUGUGGACUGGGACAUUGACUACGAGCUCCAAAUCGGUCUAACCAUUGACCUUCCUGUAGUCGGGGAAUUUACUAUCCCUAUUUCUAGUAAGGGUGAAAUCAAACUUCCUACUUUUAAAGAUUUCUUUUGAUCUACGUAACCUAUAAAGCCAACAUCCAACA